Molecule: messenger RNA, 3051 nt
Organism: Anopheles moucheti
Lineage: Eukaryota; Metazoa; Arthropoda; Insecta; Diptera; Culicidae
Exons: 2
Coding region: 1-3051 (1016 amino acids)
Source: RefSeq, a predicted model, not a curated record
AUGUCCAGCCCUGAAGAGACGCAAAUCAUCGAAGAGCAACGCCGUCUCUCUCAAAAUGGGGUCCUGAACGCCGGGUUCAUCCACCUCCAGCCAACGGACGCUCCGUCGACGCUGCAACAAACGCUGCAGCUUUUGCAACAGCAAUUGGCACAGCAACAGCAACUACUAUCGCAGCUCGUGCAACAGCAUCAACAGCAGCCGCAGCCACCGAACCCUGAUCAGCAGCUUGUCCCGAAACCGAGCAAUCCGGAGCUAAUACUGGAAGCCCUUGCGGGCAAUAUAAGUGAAUUCCGUUACGAUCCAGAAGCAGGAUUGACCUUCGAAUCGUGGUACGCACGGUACAUUGACCUGUUCCAGGAGGAUGCAUCACGUUUAGACGACGCCGCCAAAGUUCGGCUCCUGGGACGCAAACUGGGAACCGCCGAGCACGCCCGGUUUAGUAACUUCAUUUUGCCUCGUGUACCGCGUGAUUUCAGUUUUAGCGAAAUGGUGGAAAAGUUAACUGUCCUUUUCGGCAAAAUGGAAUCCGUGUUAAGUAAGCGCUUCAAAUGCUUUAAUAUUUCAAAAACGCGCACCGAGGACCUGCUAGCAUUUACAUGCCGUGUUAACAAAGCGUGCGUCGAAGCGGAAUUUUCUUCGAUGACGGAGGAAGAUUUCAAAUGUCUCAUCCUUGUAUGUGGGUUGAAGGACGAAAGCGUACGGGACAUACGAAUGAAAUUGCUAGCCGCCAUCGAAGACAAGAAAUACGCCACCCUGGAGCAGCUAGCAGCGGAAUGUCAACGGUUAGUGCGUGUGAAAGCUGAUAGUGCCAUGAUCGCCACGGAUACCAGUGAACGAGUGCAUGCAAUGCACGCCAGAAGUAGCCGCCAGUGGCACCGAAACAACAACGGCAAUGAGCGCCAUACCAAGUCAGCCCCCCGAAGUGAAGCCUCCAAACCACACACUCCGUGCUGGCUUUGUGGUGCCCUGCAUUGGACCCGUGACUGCACAUAUAAAACCAACAAGUGUCGAGAUUGUGGACGUAUGGGUCAUCGAGAGGGUUUCUGCAACUCGUCUCAGCGACGCAAAGGACGACCGCGGUUCGAUCAUCGUCGUGCAGUAGCAUCUCGAGUAGUACGAGUCAACGUGUGUAGCAUACAACAGAAGCGGAAGUUUGUCAACAUUUUUAUCGAAGGAAAGCCGGCUCGACUACAACUUGACACCGGGUCAGACAUCACUGUGAUCAGCCAGCGGUUAUGGAAGCAGCUGGGUAAGCCUCAUCUCAACCCACCGAAGGUAAGAGCGAAAGCAGCUUCCGGCGAAGUUUUCGGCCUUGUAGGUGAGUUCGAAGCCAACGUGCGUAUGCAUAAUAUCACCAAGCAGACGACAAUUCGCGUUUCAAAGGCGGAUCUGUCAUUAUUCGGGGCAGACUCCAUACAUCUUUUCGGCUUGGGGACGAUCCCAAUGGAUAACUUUUGUAACCACAUAGGAACAGCGGAAACAUGUUCCUGGGAAGAGAAAUUUCCAACGGUUUUUAGCGGAACGGGCCUGUGCACCAAGGCACAAAUACAUCUACAGCUGCGACAGGAAAGCAGACCAGUUUUUCGACCGAAACGUCCGGUCGCAUACGCCAUGGAAGAUGCUGUCAACAACGAAUUAGAUCGACUUGAAAAGCUGGGGAUCAUUACUCCCUGCGACUAUUCGGAUUGGGCAGCACCAGUCGUAGUAGUGCGCAAAGCGAACGGCAAAAUACGACUAUGCGGAGACUAUAGCACCGGACUCAACGCAGCAUUACAUCCACAUGAGUAUCCGCUCCCGUUACCGCAAGAUAUUUUUUCGAAACUAGCCCGUUGCGUCACAUUUACACAAAUUGAUCUGUCCGAUGCAUUUUUGCAGGUGGAAAUAGAAGAAAAGAGCCGACCCCUGCUUACCAUCAACACGCAUCGAGGCCUUUACUAUUAUAACAGGCUACCUCCAGGUAUCAAAGUAGCCCCUGGUUCUUUUCAACAGAUCAUGGAUAAAAUGCUCGCCGGUGUAAAUGGAGUCUCCGCCUACAUGGAUGAUGUGAUUGUCGGCGGAAAGACGCAGGAAGAGCACGAUGCCGCCCUAAAAGAAACCCUGCAGCGAAUAAAGGACUAUGGGUUUACCAUCCGCAAAGAAAAGUGCUCAUUCAACAAGCCGGAGAUUCGAUACCUAGGGCAUAUCAUCGACAGCCGAGGCCUACGACCCGACCCUGCCAAGAUCGACGCCAUCAAGAAGUUACCUUCUCCAACAGAUGUCACAGGCGUUCGAUCGUUCAUCGGUGCUAUAAACUUUUAUGCGAAGUUCAUUCCUAACAUGCGUAAAUUACGCUACCCGUUGGAUAAGUUGCUGCUAACCGGAAGUGCGUUCCAGUGGACUACCGAAUGCCAAAAAGUCUUCGAACAAUUUAAAGCCCUAUUAUCCACGGAACUGUUACUCACGCAUUACGACCCAAAGCGCGACAUAGUUGUGUCUGCCGAUGCAUCUUCGGUUGGUUUAGGAGCAACGCUAUGCCACAAGUACCCGGACGGAUCUAUGAAAGUGGUUCAGCACGCAUCCAGAGCGCUCAGCAAAGCAGAAUUUGGUUACAGCCAAAUCGAUAGGGAAGGGCUAGCAAUAAUUUUUGCUGUAACAAAAUUUCACCGCAUGAUUUACGGUCGUCAUUUCACGCUGCAGACUGACCACCGACCACUAGUCCGCAUAUUCGGCAGUAAGAAGGGUAUUCCUACAUACACAGCAAAUCGGCUGCAAAGGUUUGCGCUAACCCUUCAGCUGUACGACAUGGAUAUUGAGUACGUACCAACUGGCUCAUUCGGAAAUGCCGACGUAUUAUCUCGUCUGAUACAACACCACGCGAAACCUGAAGCCGAAUACGUGAUCGCCAGCUUGGAGCUAGAGCAGGAUUUAAGUGCAGUGUGCAAAUCGAAAUCUCAGGUGAAUGUGAUCGCUGGAAUCGGUGAAACGUGUUGCAAAGCGGAGGUGCUGCAUGAAGGAGACCCAUACGGUGUCGACAUUCACAGCAGCAGCAGCAGCAGCAUCAGUAGCGUCUAG